Pecten maximus is the source of this 3018-nucleotide messenger RNA. RefSeq names its product general transcription factor IIH subunit 1-like. The coding region runs from base 134 to 1846 and encodes 570 amino acids. Gene Ontology annotation, cellular component: transcription factor TFIIH holo complex; transcription factor TFIIH core complex. Gene Ontology annotation, biological process: transcription by RNA polymerase I; transcription by RNA polymerase II; nucleotide-excision repair. Lineage: Eukaryota; Metazoa; Mollusca; Bivalvia; Pectinida; Pectinidae. The record is from RefSeq and is a predicted model, not a curated record. The transcript is spliced from 13 exons.
UCCGCGAACAAACUCACAUGUACAUGUUUACCGAAGAAUGGAUGUAAUAGACAAGGAUUGCUCUCUUUUUCCUCGCAAUAUGUGAAUAUAUCUAUUGAAUGAAUAUUUGGUGAUGUCUCAGUAAAGAGUGGGCAUGUCGAACAAUAGGUCCUCGGAAGAUGUCCUGCUGAUUGUGAACCACGUACGACACAAAAAGACAGAUGGAGUGCUGUACCUCAUGGGUGAAAGAAUGGGCUGGAUGGUGGAGAGCAAGAGCAGUUUCUCCCUCAGCCAUAUGUACUCGGACAUCAAAAGUCAAAAAAUAUCUCCUGACUCCAAAGACAAGGUGCAGCUUCAGGUUGUGAUGCAUGAUGGCAGUGCAAAGACAUUCCAUUUCAUAAACCCAAAAGGUCGAGAUGCUGGAGUUAAGGAUAGAGAUAGCAUCAAGGAACUCCUACAGCAGCUACUGCCGAAGUUCAGAAGCAAGAUCAGCAGUGAAUUGGAGGAAAAAAACAGAUUAUUGCAGGAAAGUCCAGAAUUGUUUCAGCUGUAUAAAGACUUAGUGGUCAGUGGAGUAAUAACAGCAGAGGAGUUCUGGGAGUCCAGGGCUGAUCAACUUUCAAACAUAGGGAAGAACGAAGGCAGCAAACAGGCAGUUGGUGUGUCCGCAGCCUUUCUGGCUGACAUUAAACCCCAGACUGAUGGUUGUAAUGGUCUCAAGUACAAUCUAACUGCCGAUGUCAUCGAAUCUAUAUUUAGGACGUAUCCGAUGGUAAGGAAGAAACAUGCUGAGAAUGUACCUCAUGAGAUGACAGAAAGUGAAUUUUGGACAAGAUUUUUUCAGUCCCAUUAUUUCCACAGGGAUCGAACAGUCAUAAGCAGUAAGGAUGUAUUCUCAGAUUGUGCCAAGAACGAUGACCGAGAAAUAAAAGAUGAGGUGACCAAGAAAGUAAAUGACCCACUACUGGACAUGUCUAAGAUGAUCGAUUCAAGUUCCGGUGAUGGUUUUGGAGGGGUAUCCGACGAACGCAAACUUUCCACGAAUCAGACCAAUUUGACCAUGAUUCGAAGGUUCAAUCAUCACUCCACUAUGGUUCUGAAGGCAUGUGAACGUAAUAAAACAAAAUCUCAGGAAACUACUGGUGAAGCCAGUGGCACUAGUGACAAUAGCUCCAAGAAAUCCAAUGGGGCCGUGUCACACACGGUAACCAAUGGUGACACUGAUGCUAGUGGAGUAAGCUCAGAUUCAUUUAUAGAACCUGCAACCAAACGAGCAAGGAUUCAGGAAAAACUUGAGUAUGAGGAUUUGGAAGGUAAAACCAAAUCUAAGAAUGUGAAUUUAAGACUACAUAAAACUGACGGAUACCUCCAUGGUCCGAGACCAGUGGUGAUGUCCAAGUACAUGACGAGUGAUGAUGCAGUGAGCGCAUCGCACUCGGUGUCACAGGAAAUGUCUGACUGGGCACCACAGCUCUCUAACGUUCUGAGAGGUUCUGUUGCUCUGGGAGUAUUGGGGGAAUUGUCCCCAGGUGGUUCUUUGAUGUAUGGAACAAGUCACCAACAGCUCCACAAUAUGGUGGCAUCAGACAUACAGGAGGAGCUGAAGAAACAGUACACAGCCCUACAGGAACUUCUCAGACAUUUCUGGACCUGCUUCCCUGCCUCAUCCAAGUUCCUAGAAGAAAAGGUUUGCAGAAUGAAGGCAACUUUAGAAAGGUUUCAAGUUACAAAACUCAUUCCUUUAAAGGAGUCCCUCAAACAGCAUCACUACACAAUAGAUCUUGUUGGACAUUUGGAAGAACUUCUGUCUACCGCCUAUGCUAAAUUUGAUACUUGGCAAGCCAGAAAAAUGGCUAAGAGGUCAUGACCCCAAAGGCUGUUAGUUCUGACUUUAAAGAUGAAGAAAUUACUGCCUAACAGGAUGUUUUAUGUUGGUGAUAUCAUGGCAUUAUAACAAUGUCACAUUCUUACUUCAGAAAUUGAAAUUGAUGUGUUAGAAACAUUACCGGUAUAUGUAUCUUAUGUACAUCAAUGCAAGAUAUUUGUUUACAGACUACAUAUUGUACAUUCAUUGUAUUGGCAAUUUCAACAGAAUGACAUAUUGAAAUAUGAAAUAUCUAAGAAUAUUCUGAGAUAUGGUGACUUUAAUAUGUUGUAAAGCAAAAGUCUUUUUACCAUUUAAUUAGCUCACAUUAAAUGUCAAAUAUAGGUGAUAAAACCAUGUUUGUUGUCACACUUACCUUAAAGUUGGUCACUGCGGAAGCAAUUGACAGUUUUACGAUAAAAUUGAACAGAGGACAAAUUGAAGAUUUUCUUUAUCCUUAACUAAUUACACAAAUAUUUUUUCCGAUAGAAAUUGUCAGGCUGAUAGCUUACCAUACAAAUGAGACUCCCAUGUUUAGUCAGGCUGAUAGCUUACCAUACAAAUGAGACUCCCAUGUUUAGUCAGGCUGAUAGCUUACCAUACAAAUGAGACUCCCAUGUUUAGUCAGGCUGAUAGCUUACCAUACAAAUUAGACUCCCAUGUUUAGUCAGGUGGAUAGCUUACCAUGCAAAUGAGAUCCCAUGUUUAGUCAGGUGGAUAGCUUACCAUGCAAAUGAGACUCCCAUGUUUAGUCAGGUGGAUAGCUUACCAUGCAAAUGAGACUCCCAUGUUUAGUCAGGUGGAUAGCUUACCAUGCAAAUUAGACUCCCAUGUUUAGUCAGGCUGAUAGCUUACCAUACAAAUUAGACUCCCAUGUUAAGUCAGGCUGAUAGCUUACCAUACAAAUGAGACUCCCAUGUUUAGUCAGGCUGGUAGCUUACCAUACAAAUGAGACUCCCAUGUUUAGUCAGGCAGAUAUGCAUCGUCACUCAAUCGAAGCUUGUAAACCAAGCUAUUUUCUUAAACAAGCUGGAAACUAGACCACCAACUUAAGUAAGAGAAAGUAGGAAUGGACAUGUAGAGGCAAAACUUUGAUAAUUUUGUAAUGUUUUAAUAACCUGAGUGGUGACCACCUUUAAGUAGCAUGCUGGUAUAUGCCAUGCUUGUAUAUAUGU